AUGGGUUUUGCAAAAAAAAAUGGUGGUGUCCAUGUCCCUUACUAUGACUUUGUGCAAGUUACCCACACCAACCAGACAACAAAGCAAUUGCAAGACGGAAUUGACAUUGACCUGGUUGAAAAAGUUUGUAGAAAAAAAGAAGAACGACUUACUCAGUUAUCUCAGCAAGGAACGCCUGUUGAAGGCCUUCCCCGAGAAGAAGUCGACACAAUAGUUUUAGAGUAUACUCCAAAAAGAAAGGGCCGUUUAUUUGGAUUAGGAUGUCUUCCUGAAAUAUACAAGGCUGGAUGUUCAUGGGAAAACUCACCUACGGAUCGUGAAAUUGUAUUGGAACAAGAAGUUGCAGAAUUAAAGACUAGACGCAAUGCAAAAGACGGCGAAUUUGAGAAAAUGAAGGAGUUUAUAUCGAGAAAAUUUCUAGAAGAAUUUUAAAUUUUAUAAUGUAUUUGCAUUAUAAUUUAUAUUUUUGAUAAUUUUAAUUUUAAUUUUAUUUCCAAUUUCUUUUUUUCUUUUUUUCUUUUUUUAUUAAUUUUUAUAUAGUCCGUUGGAAAUCCGUUAGAAUGUCUAUCGGAAAAUACCGUCAGAAGACCGUCAAAAUUUCCAUCGGAAAAAGCCCGUUGGAAUUCCGUCGGAAAUCAUCAGUCAGAAUCCCAUUGGAAAUUUCCGAUUAAUCUAUUCUGUUGGAAAUGAUCCGUCGGAAAUUUCCAACAGGAUUCUAACUGAACAUGCAUUUCUGACGAUCUACAGG
Thlaspi arvense is the source of this 748-nucleotide messenger RNA. NCBI's taxonomy places the organism in Eukaryota, Viridiplantae, Streptophyta, Magnoliopsida, Brassicales, Brassicaceae. The record is from the annotation of a GenBank genome assembly.